Molecule: messenger RNA, 999 nt
Organism: Apaloderma vittatum (bar-tailed trogon)
Lineage: Eukaryota; Metazoa; Chordata; Aves; Trogoniformes; Trogonidae
Gene: GPR37
Product: G protein-coupled receptor 37 (endothelin receptor type B-like)
Exons: 1
Biological process (GO): adenylate cyclase-inhibiting G protein-coupled receptor signaling pathway; positive regulation of MAPK cascade
Cellular component (GO): plasma membrane; signaling receptor complex
Molecular function (GO): prosaposin receptor activity; G protein-coupled peptide receptor activity
Source: RefSeq, a predicted model, not a curated record
GUAGCCUCUCUCGGAGUCACCACCUUCACCCUAUGCGCCCUCUGCAUUGACCGAUUCCGUGCCGCCACCAACGUGCAGAUGUACUACGAGAUGAUCGAGAACUGCACCUCCACGACGGCCAAGCUGGCUGUCAUCUGGGUGGGUGCGUUGCUGCUGGCCCUGCCUGAGGUUGUGCUGCGCCAGCUGGCAAAGGAGGACCCUGAAUACAGCGGCAGCCCCCCAGGAGAACGGUGUGUGGUGAAGAUAUCCACUGCCCUGCCUGACACCAUCUACGUGUUAGCUCUCACUUAUGACGGGGCAAGACUCUGGUGGUACUUUGGCUGCUAUUUUUGUUUGCCAACACUUUUCACCAUUACCUGCUCGCUGGUAACAGCAAGGAAGAUCAGGAGGGCAGAAAAGGCUUGCACCAGGGGGAACAAGCGACAAAUUCAGCUAGAGAGUCAGAUGAACUGCACAGUGGUGGCUUUGACCAUUUUAUAUGGGUUUUGCAUCAUUCCUGAAAACAUUUGCAACAUUGUGACUGCCUACAUGUCCACAGGGGUCUCUCAGCAGACUAUGGACCUCCUUCAUCUCAUUAGUCAGUUCCUUUUGUUCUUUAAGUCCUGUGUUACCCCAGUUCUCCUUUUCUGUCUCUGUAAACCUUUCAGCCGGGCCUUUAUGGAGUGUUGCUGUUGCUGCUGUGAUGAAUGCAUCCAGAAGUCUUCAACAGUGACAAGUGAUGACAAUGACAACGAGUACACCACAGAGCUGGAGCUCUCCCCUUUCAGUACCAUCCGUCGCGAAAUGUCCACUUUUGCCUCCGUGGGGACUCACUGUUAAUUUACCUUAGGACUUUAUUUCCUGUAUCCUUUCCCUUUUCCUUUCUUUUUUUUUUUUUUUUUACUUAAUAUUUCUCUUCUUGAAGCAAAAUGCAAGGGAAAAAAAGAUUAUUGAAAACUACUCUGGAAACCAAUCUGCAUACUAACAGUCGUGCUUUGGGAAAUAAUUUGUUUGGUUAUU